Alosa sapidissima (American shad) is the source of this 4170-nucleotide messenger RNA. It is a transcript of the gene rfc1, whose product is annotated as replication factor C (activator 1) 1. The coding region runs from base 291 to 3767 and encodes 1158 amino acids. Lineage: Eukaryota; Metazoa; Chordata; Actinopteri; Clupeiformes; Clupeidae. Gene Ontology annotation, cellular component: nucleus; DNA replication factor C complex. Gene Ontology annotation, molecular function: DNA binding; ATP hydrolysis activity; DNA clamp unloader activity. The transcript has 25 exons. Gene Ontology annotation, biological process: DNA repair; DNA replication. The record is from RefSeq and is a predicted model, not a curated record.
CUUUGCCAUACCGUAGAGUUUAAUAUACAGGACAACCACAACACCACAAUGAAAAAAUAAGGUUGAAAAUGAACGGUUUUGGUGUUAACUUAGUUAUAUAUAGAGAAAAUUGGCUGUGACAAUAUUUUUUUCUCCAAGAUGCAUGCACUGAAGUUUGCAGGAAGGAAUACUUUCCUGCGUCAUCACACGGCGCCCAUGCGAAUUAUACUUGGCGCCAAAGAAACCAUAGCGAAAUUGAUGUUAACUUGUCUGUCCAAAAUAAAGACGUAACAUAUGUUAUUGCUUUGACCAUGGACAUUCGGAGAUUUUUUGCUCCCACAAAACCAGCUCCUCCUAAAGCCCCCUUGAACAGCAGCAAUAGAACAGAUGAGGAGAAGAAGCCCAACAAAAAGAAAUCAGUGUCCAAGACCCCAGAGGAGAAGUUGCCAGGAAAGAGAAAGAGAGAGAAAAAGAGAGCGGUCAUAGACUCCGACUCUGAUGAAGAGGAGCAGAAGAAGAGGAAAAAAGAACAUCAGAAAGAGAAAGCAGACCCCUCAGUGAAGACAGAAAAAGAGAAGAAAGGACCCAUCCAGUAUGUGUCUGAUUCAGAUUCAGACGAUGCCUUUCUGUCCUUGAAGAAGCCAGUGGAGAAUGGUCUUAAGAAGGCCGGCAAAGAUGCUGACAAGAAAACGCAAAAGGGCCCCACUAAAGUGUCCGUAAAAUCAUCUCCAAAGUCACCUGUCAAGUCCCCUACUCUAUCCAAACCAAAGCCUACAUCUCCGAUCAAGCAAAAAGUGUUAUCCUCUCCCAAACAAACUCCCACCUCAGUACUGGACUACUUUGGGUCCAGCAGUGUCCAGCGUUCGGACAAGAAACUUGUGGCCAGUGUCAAAAGGAAAGCACCCACUCAGGAUCCAGAUGAGUCUCAGGAUGAUGAGGUCAUCGCAAAACAGCUACAGAUGGAUGAGGAUAUGGAGCUGGAAAAACAAAUUCAUGAAGACGAAGAGUUUGCCCGAACUCUAGCAAUGCUAGAAGAGGCUCCACUUGCUAAAAAGGCUCGUACGGACACUGGUGACAGGCCCAGCUCCAGCUCCAGCUUCUCUUCCAGUAAACAGAUGGACAGGACGGACCAUCUCAGCCAGAACCAGAAGCGGCCCUCACCCAAAAAGGCCCUCAAUGACUCUAGGGACAGAGCCAGCCCCAGCCCAAGCCUCUCUCCCAGCAAACAGACCAGUAAGACGGACAGCCGGCAUCCCACUCCCAAGAAGACCAGCUCCAAAUUAGCCUCCUUGAAACGCAGAGAUGAGGAGCAGGAGCACAGGAAAAAGAGUGAGAAGGAGGAAAAGAAAGUCAUCUCGCCCAAAAGAGAGCCCUUCCACUCGGAGAGAGCAGCCACACCCAGAACAGGAGGACCAAGUACGCCAAGAACUGGUGACCUUACACCUAAAACAGGAAGCGCUGAAACACCUGGUUCAAGCAAAAUCUCUCCUAAAAAGCCAGAGACUAGUCCAGAGGAUUCAGAGAAGCGCCGGGGAAAUUCUGCUGCUUUCCGGAACUACCUUAAUAGAGACGGUCCACGGGCACUUGGCUCCAAAGAAAUCCCUGUGGGUGCUGACAACUGUCUGGAGGGGCUGACGUUUGUGGUGACUGGUGUUCUGGAGUCGAUUGAACGUGAUGAUGCAAAGUCUCUCAUAGAACGCUAUGGAGGGAAAAUGACCGGAAAUGUCAGCAGGAAGACCAGUUAUCUGGUGCUAGGGCGAGAUGGUGGAGCUUCCAAGACUGAGAAAGCAGAAAGUUUGGGCACUCAGAUUAUUGACGAAGAUGGUCUACUGGAGCUGAUUCGGACCAAACCUGGAAAAAAAUCCAAAUAUGAGAUUGCUGCCGAAGCAGAGAAUAAAGGGGCGAAGAGUAAGACUAAGACCCCUCCUCGUGCCCAGACCCCAAAGACUCCACAGCGCACACCCAGCCCUAGGAAACCCCGUCCAGGAGAGGUCAAAGGUCAGACAACCCCGGGACGUAAAAUGGCCUCGACGGCAGAUGUGAAGAAGGAGCUCUCUUUUGGGCGGAAGUCUGCCCCAGAGGAUUCUGGGAGUAGUCUGAUGUGGGUGGAUAAAUAUCGCCCUCAGACCCUGAAGGCUGUGAUUGGUCAACAGGGUGAUCAGAGUUGUGCAGCUAAACUUCUGCGCUGGCUCAAGAACUGGUACAGUAACCACAGUGGAGAGAAGCCUGCAGCAGGGCGCUUUGGUCGCUUUGGAGGUAAAGAUGAUGGAUCUACUUUUAAGGCUGCGUUGCUGUCAGGCCCUCCUGGUGUAGGCAAAACCACCACCGCAGCUCUCGUGUGUCAGGAGUUGGGCUACAGCUAUGUGGAGAUGAAUGCCAGCUGUGCCCGCAGCAAGAACACUCUCAAGUCGGUGAUUGCUGAGUCUCUGAACAACACCAGCAUUAAGAACUUCUACUCAGGUGCAUCUCAAACGGUCAGCAAGAAUCAUGUGCUGAUCAUGGAUGAGGUGGAUGGCAUGGCAGGAAAUGAAGACAGGGGGGGAAUUCAGGAAAUGAUUUCUUUGAUAAAGACCUCCAAGAUCCCCAUCAUCUGCAUGUGUAACGAUCGUAACCACCAGAAAAUCCGCUCACUUUCCAACUAUUGCUUUGACCUGCGCUUCCAGCGACCACGGGUGGAGCAGAUUAAGGGUGCGAUGAUGUCCAUUUGCUUCAAAGAAGGCCUGAAGGUCCAACCUCCAGCUCUCAAUGAGAUUAUUUUAGCAUCCAAUCAGGAUGUGCGACAGGUACUGCAUAAUCUCAGUAUGUGGUCCGCCAAAGACAAAGUCAUGACCUAUGACCAGGCCAAAGCAGAUGCCAGCAAUGCCAGGAAAGAUAUUAAAAUGGGUCCUUUUGAUGUGUGCAGAAAAGUGUUUACAAAGGGAGAGGAGACUGCACACAUGAGUUUGAUUGACAAGUCAGACCUCUUCUUCCAUGACUAUUCUCUGGCACCACUUUUCGUCCAGGAGAAUUAUGUACACGUCAAACCCGCUGCAGCAGGUGGUAACCUGAAGAGCCACCUGGUGCUGCUGAGCAAAACUGCAGACAGCAUCUGUGAUGGAGACCUGGUGGACCGACAGAUCCGUCUGAAACAGACCUGGUCCCUGUUGCCCACACAGGCCAUCUAUGCCAGCGUGCUGCCGGGUGAGUUAAUGCGUGGAUACAUGAAUCAGUUUCCCACGUUCCCCAGCUGGCUGGGCAAGUUCUCCUCCACGGGCAAACACAGCCGCAUCGUCCAGGAGCUGGCUUCUCACAUGUGUCUGAGGACCCAGUGCAGUAAGCAGGCAGUAAACCUGGACUACCUGCCCUACCUGCGCUCAGCUCUGCUGGCGCCCCUGCAGCGGGCCGGUGCAGAGGGAGCCAGCCAAUCAGUGCAGCUCGUAGAUGACUACAACCUCAUGAAAGAGGACGUGGACAGCAUGAUGGAGAUAAGUACGUGGGGAGGCAAGCCGGACCCCUACUCCAAACUGGACCCCAAGGUGAAAGCGGCUUUCACAAGAGCCUAUAACAAAGAGAGCCACCUGAUGCCAUACUCGCUGCAGGCUGUGAAGAAGGGCAAGCGAGGAGGCCCUGAGCCUGACCUAACCACACCGGACGGCGAAAACAACUCCCAGCCACAGGAGGAAGAGGAGGAGGAGGAACUAGCUGACGCCAUGAUCAAGCAGAAGAAGGCUAAGCCUGUGAAACAGAAAGCAGAGGAUUCUGGGAAAGGCAAAGGCAAAGGCAAAGGCAAAGGAAAAGGCAAGAACUAACCACUGGCCAAUCACCUCGCUGCCACCCACACCUAGGACCACCCUGUCAUAACCCCUCCCAAUAUGUCCUCCUGUGAAGGGAUGCGCUGUACAGACUUCUUCAAAGGGCUUUUAGAAUCUUCCAUCAUCCUCUCCUCUCAUCUUCCUUCUCUUCUUAACCACACUAUUGUUUUGUAUGAUAACUUUCUCAGCCUUAGACUAUGCUGUCAUAGUGACAGGGAAGUGGUUACACUGACCUGGGAUGUAAAUAUAAACUCACAUUGCUGACUGAACAGGUUUAAUAGCUCUUUCUGUGGGAAGCACUUUAGACAGCAGACUUAUGUUUUUGAUAGAUUUUUGCUGUACAUUUAUGUGAUAGAAACCCUUUUUGCAAGGGUAAGUAAUAAACUGUUUAAUACCAUGA